Messenger RNA from Penicillium expansum, 1455 nucleotides. RefSeq lists its product as uncharacterized. Bases 1 to 1455 code for a protein of 484 amino acids. The transcript has a single exon. The record is from RefSeq and is a predicted model, not a curated record. NCBI's taxonomy places the organism in Eukaryota, Fungi, Ascomycota, Eurotiomycetes, Eurotiales, Aspergillaceae.
AUGGGCAACGAAGACAUCAACCGCAAGGACGUUUCGACUCAGAAGGACUGGCCUGAUGAUGAGAACAACCCGUUCGUCGCCUUCCGGCGCUACGCCGAUGAGCAGGUCUCCACCAUGCUUCAAUCUAUCACGGGCCUCCCUUCGAUGGUGACCCAACCUCACAACGGCCACUGGGAUAUAUUUGCGGAUAAUCACGGCUACCAGAAUCGAAUGGCUCGCCAAAGAACCGGUGAUAAUACGGAGAACAGCAGCUAUCCAACGGAUCGAGAAAGUGCGAGUGGUUAUCCGGGCAACAGAGAUGGAGACGAUCCACGCAACUAUGCAAAGAACUCACUAUCACCUUCGCCUGAAAGCGAUGAUUCCUGGAGAAAGUGGUGUAAUGGACCAUCCGAUUUCUUUGGCCUCGAUUCCUUCUUCGACCGAUUCUUUGAGGACCGCUUCUUCCCUUUCGCAUCGCAACUCCUACACUCCGGCCAUAACCUUCUCCUCCGGGAUAUGUUUGAGGACACUGACUCGCCCACCUGGCCGAUCGGGUAUAUCCUGUUCAGUCCAUACUCGCCUCUGCAUCUAGAACGCCAAGCACAAUACCAAGCGCACCGCGACAAGGGCGUUUUCUCAUCUCUCAUGUCAUCCUUGCAUCUCAACUCCGACCGUGACCCUUCCGAACCACAGUGGCGAGAAGCCUUCGAGGAUUUACUCCGACUCGAAAACGAUAAGCCGAUGCUCGAUGGCAAUGCCCCCGCCACGAGAUCCGAGUCUGGAAAGGAUUGGCUACAGGGGCUUGUUAAAAGAGGCAGCUUGGGAGAUAAGUGGAAGUAUGUGCCUCGCACAAAUGGCCAGCCUUGGUCAGGCAUUACGUUGUCUAGCCGUGCAGGCCCAGAGCAAGACCAGUCUCAGUCUCGAUCUCUACCCGAGAAAGAGAAAGAAUCAGCAGAUACGAAGGAGGCUGACAGCGAGCUGGACCUGUAUGAGCGCUUCUUGCAUGAUAUCGAAAAUCGUGAACGGGAAUUCUUCCGCGGUGUCUCCGAAAGCCCUCUUCUGCGUCUCCUCCUUGAGGAGCGACGGCAGCAACAGGAGGAACUUGAGAAAUACAGACGCAGUCCUCCAACUCCCGAUGAUCAACACAGUCAUGACGAUAAUGAGAAUUGGAUAGAUCUUGUAUCUGGCGGCAACAAGAAAUCUGUCCCUGAAACACCCAGGGAUUUGCCGGCCGAAAUCGACUCCAAGCCAACUGAAGCUGUCUCGGAACCAGUGCAGUCCCGUGUCAUCUCCACUAUGACUCGAACGGAACGUGUUCGGCUUCCGGAUGGGUCGGUUGAGAGUAAGAUCGUCAAUACGAGGCGUUUCGCAGAUGGCCGAGAGGAAAGUAACGAGUCUGUUGAGGUGUCUCAUCCCCAGGAAAGCUCCAAGCUUGAGUCCGAUUCAUCCAAAAACGGUUGGUUCUGGAGAGACUAG